UGUCGGGCUCUGCAAUGCAGAAAGCGAGAGUUGUUGCGUGUGAUCUUGCAAGUGACAGUGACACCAGGCGAGUCUGUCGGAUUCGUGACUGAUCCGGACUUGGAGGGGGAGAGAAAGAGAGAGAGAGAGGGAAAAAAAGAGAGGAGGGGGGGACAGACGGAAAAGAAACAAACAAGUAACAAUGUAACUUACAUGCAGUCACACACCCCUUUUUCUUGUAACAAUGUGUACGUUUUUAAGGAGGGAGGGGGCGCGCAGAGGGAGAAAGAGAGACGGAGAGAGAUAGAGAAAGGAGGAGGGGGUGCGUUCUGAAAUAAUAUAGUCAGCCAUUUUUAUGUAAGGGGAUUUUUUCUUAUUGGGGGGGUUGUUAAAAAAUAAAUAUAAGAGGGCGGCCAUCUUUGUUGCUCUGCCUAGUGUAAAAUAUUCCAAAACGCCCCCCACUUUUUCUGUGCCGAUUUGAAUAUUAAAUAAAUAUCACAUAAUCGGGGCAAGAAUACGCUUUUUUUUAAUACGAGGACGGAUCCAAUGACGGGAAUAUAAUGUCCUCUCCUCUCCGGUCCUGUGAGGAAGACGAGGGCAUGGUGGUUAAUUCCGAGGGAGGAGAUUUUGAUGAAGAAGACGACGACGGAGACCUAGACGAGAACGCAAGCGACAUAAACUCGCCGGCGGCGCCUCGGGAAACUGCAACGGCAGCCGCGCCAGACGAAGAGGCAGAGAUAUCAGACAGAGAAGUCCCAUGCAGGAAGAAAGGCCGGCCGAAGAAGAAGAAGGACGCAAAGAAAAAAGACAAAGAGGGGAAACCUGCUAAAGCGAAAAAGCGCAAGAAGAUUGACAGUGAUGUAGAGAGAGACUCGGACAGAGAACGGGACUACGGCGAGAACUCAGACAGCGUAGCCAGCGACUAUGGCUCUGGUGAGAAAAAGAAAAAGAAGAAACAUAAAGAAAGGAAAGAGAAGAAAACCAAGAAGAAGAAAAAAGACGACGGGGACCGAGACAGCAGUCAGGAGGAAACAACAAAGCAACCGAUAGAGCAGAAGACGUCUGCACAGCUGGCAAAGGAGUGGGGUCUGGAGGAUGUUGAUCAUACCUUCACAGAGGAGGACUACAGGGAACUCACCAACUACAAAGCCUUCAGCCAGUUUAUGAGGCCGAUGAUCGCCAAGAAGAACCCGAAGAUCCCCAUGUCAAAGAUGAUGACCAUCCUGGGGGCCAAGUGGAGGGAGUUCAGCUCCAACAACCCCUUCAAAGGCAACGCUGCUGCUGUCGCGGCAGCCGCUGCCGCCGCCGCCAUCGCUGUUGCCGAGCAGGUCUCUGCAGCGACCGCAUCGCCCGAGCCGCCACCUCAGCCGCCACCAAUUAGAAAGGCAAAGACAAAAGAGGGCAAAGGUCCAGGCUAUAAGAAACGCAGUAAAAGUCCUCGAGUUCCAGACAAGAAGAAGGCUUCAGCGGUGGCUAAGGCUAAAAAGAUGGCACCCAUUCGUAUUAAACUGUCGCCUAUAGGUGCCAAGAGGAAGAAGAGCUGCUCAAGCGAGGACAUGGACGAGGAUGAGUCUGAGCAAGAGGACUCCAGCGUUCACAGCUCCUCGGUUCGCUCUGACAGCUCUGGUCGAGUGAAGAAGAACAAGCGAGGACGGCCUGCCAAGAAGAAGAAGAAAAUACCAGGUGAGGAGGAAGGAGACGGUUAUGAGACCGAUCAUCAGGACUACUGCGAGGUUUGUCAGCAGGGGGGAGAGAUCAUACUGUGCGACACUUGUCCUCGAGCGUACCACCUCGUCUGCCUCGAGCCUGAGCUAGACAAGGCUCCCGAGGGCAAGUGGAGCUGCCCCCACUGCGAGAAAGAGGGAAUCCAGUGGGAGGCAAAAGAUGAAGAAUUUGAGGAUUUUGAGGAGGACAGCGAGGACAGAGUGAUAUCGGAGGUCAGCGUCGGGGUCCCAACCGGGGCGGACGAGGAAGACGACGACCACAUGGAGUUCUGUCGGGUGUGCAAAGAUGGAGGUGAACUGUUGUGCUGUGACACCUGCACAUCCUCCUACCACAUCCACUGUCUAAACCCGCCUCUGCCAGAGAUCCCCAACGGAGAGUGGCUGUGUCCACGCUGCACGUGUCCGCCAAUCAAAGGACGUGUGCAGAAGAUCCUCCACUGGCGAUGGGGCGAGCCUCCACCUCCCAUUCCUGUUCCACCCGCUCCUGAUGCCCCACCUGAUGCCCCACCACCUCCACCUAUGAAGGGCAGAGCUGAGAGAGAGUUUUUCGUCAAGCUGACUGGGCAGUCCUACUGGCACUGUACCUGGAUCACUGAGCUGCAGCUGGAGAUCUUCCACUCAGUGAUGUACAGAAACUACCAGAGGAAGACGGACAUGGAUGAGCCUCCCAGCCUGGAUUACGGCUCAGGUGCAGAGGACGAGAACGGAGUGGGGAAGAGCGAGAAGAGGAGGGCCAAAGACCCCCAGUAUGCCAUCCUGGAGGAUAAAUACUACAAAUACGGCAUCAAACCCGAGUGGAUGAUGAUUCACCGCAUCAUCAACCACAGUGUGGAUAAGAAGGGGACGUACCACUACCUGGUCAAGUGGAGAGAUCUGACUUAUGACCAGUGUACCUGGGAGAGGGACGACCUGGAGAUCCCUGACUUUGGGAUUUACAAGGCCAGCUACUGGAGACACAGAGACAAUAUAAUGAAGGAAGAUCCAGAUAAAGCCAAGAAGAUAAGGAGCAAGAACUCAGAGGGUGAAGAUGAAUCUCCUGCUUCACCGGUUACUGAUCCCACGAUAAAAUACGAGGAGCAGCCAGACUUCGUCACAUCAACUGGUGGUACUCUGCAUCUGUACCAGCUGGAGGGUCUGAACUGGCUACGGUUUUCCUGGGCUCAGGGCACUGACACUAUCCUGGCAGAUGAGAUGGGUCUAGGCAAGACCAUCCAGACCAUCGUCUUCCUCUAUUCACUUUUUAAAGAGGGUCACACUAAGGGUCCUUUCCUGGUCAGCGCUCCCCUCUCCACCAUCAUCAACUGGGAGAGGGAGUUUGAGAUGUGGGCACCCGACUUCUACGUGGUCACUUAUACAGGGGACAAGGACAGUCGAGCCAUCAUCAGAGAAAACGAGUUCUCGUUUGACGACACGGCCGUCAAAGGAGGAAAGAAGGCCUUUAAACUGAGGCGAGAGGCUCCGAUUAAAUUCCACGUUCUGCUGACCUCCUACGAGUUGGUGACCAUCGACCAGACGGCGCUGAAGUCGAUCGACUGGGCAUGUUUGGUGGUGGAUGAAGCUCACCGCCUUAAGAACAACCAGUCCAAGUUUUUCAGGCGUCUCAAUGACUAUAAAAUCGACCACAAGCUGCUGCUGACAGGAACUCCACUGCAGAACAACCUGGAGGAGCUGUUUCACCUGCUCAACUUCCUCACACCCAACCGCUUCAAUAACCUUGAAGGCUUUCUGGAAGAGUUUGCUGACAUCUCCAAAGAGGACCAGAUCAAGAAACUCCACGACCUGCUGGGCCCUCACAUGCUGCGGCGGCUGAAGGCCGAUGUCUUCAAGAACAUGCCUGCCAAGACCGAGCUGAUUGUCAGAGUGGAGCUGAGCCCUAUGCAGAAGAAAUACUACAAGCUAAUUCUGACCAAGAACUUUGAGGCCCUGAACUCAAAAGGCGGAGGAAAUCAGGUCUCCCUGCUCAACAUCAUGAUGGACCUGAAGAAGUGCUGCAACCACCCCUACCUCUUCCCUGUCGCCUCCAUGGAAGCUCAGAAAACACCCAGCGGCGCUUACGAGGGAUCGGCCCUCACUAAAGCCUCCGGGAAGCUGAUGCUGUUGCAGAAGAUGCUGAGAAAACUGAAAGAGCAGGGUCACCGAGUGCUGGUCUUCUCACAGAUGACUAAAAUGCUGGACUUAUUAGAAGAUUUCCUCGACUACGAAGGUUACAAGUAUGAGAGAAUUGAUGGAGGCAUCACAGGAGCACUGAGGCAAGAGGCCAUCGAUCGCUUCAACGCUCCUGGUGCUUGUCAGUUUUGUUUCUUGCUCUCCACCCGAGCGGGAGGUUUAGGAAUCAACUUGGCCACGGCAGACACCGUCGUCAUCUUCGACUCCGACUGGAAUCCUCACAACGACAUUCAGGCAUUCAGUCGAGCUCACCGUAUCGGACAAGCCAAUAAAGUGAUGAUUUAUCGUUUUGUGACACGAGCCAGCGUGGAGGAGCGCAUCACCCAGGUGGCCAAGAGAAAGAUGAUGCUAACCCACCUAGUAGUCCGGCCAGGUUUGGGAUCCAAGGCUGGCUCCAUGUCCAAGCAGGAGCUGGACGACAUCCUGAAGUUUGGGACAGAAGAGCUCUUCAAGGACGAGGGAGAAGGUAUGAAGAACAGCGCGGGCGAAAAAGUUGAGGACGAGGGCAGCGUCAUCCACUACGACACCACUGCCAUCGAGAGGCUGCUGGACCGAAGCCAAGACGCCACGGAUGACUCGGACGUCCAGAACAUGAACGAGUACCUCAGCUCCUUUAAAGUGGCCCAGUACAUGGUCCGAGAGGAGGAUAAGAUCGAGGAGAUCGAGCGGGAGAUCAUCAAGCAGGAGGAGAACGUGGACCCCGAUUAUUGGGAGAAACUGCUGCGGCAUCACUACGAGCAGCAGCAAGAGGAUCUGGCGAGCAAACUGGGUAAAGGCAAGAGGAACCGCAAGCCUGUCAACUACAACGACGCUGCGCAGGAAGACCAAGAGUGGCAUGCUGACAUUUCAGAUAACCAGUCCGAGUAUUCAGUGGGCUCCGAGGAGGAGGAUGAGGACUUUGAUGAUCGGCCAGAAGGUCGAAGGCAGUCACGUCGCCAGUUGAGGAACGAGAAGGAUAAACCUCUGCCUCCUCUCCUGGCCAGAGUGGGAGGCAACCUUGAGGUGCUGGGCUUCAACACACGCCAGCGCAAAGCCUUCCUGAAUGCAGUGAUGCGCUGGGGGAUGCCAUCUCAGGACGCUUUCUCCUCUCAGUGGCUUGUUCGAGACCUCAGGGGCAAGACUGAGAAAGAAUUCAAAGCUUACGUGUCUCUCUUUAUGCGUCACCUGUGCGAGCCGGUUGCUGACGGGGCCGAGACGUUCGCCGAUGGUGUCCCAAGAGAGGGCUUGUGUCGUCAGCCGGUGCUCACGCGCAUCGGUGUCAUGUCGCUUGUCAAGAAGAAGAUCCAGGAGUUUGAACACAUUAACGGUCGGUGGAGUCUUCCAGAGCUCAAACCUGAGGUCAGCAUAGACAAAUCCUCCUCCAGGGCCUCCUCUCCUGCUGUGAAGACCGCCACUCCCACCCCUGAUGCCAGCUACAACAACACACCAUGCACCUCCAAGCCAGCCACCCCUGCUCCAUCAGAGAAGCUGGAAAAGAACGGGAAGGAGGUAGAGAAGGAGGAGGACAAGGAGGAGGCUGAGGCCACGUUGGAAAAAGAGAAGGCAAAGGAGAAAGACAAGGAGAAGGAUGAAGGGAAGGAGGCAGAGGGCAACAAGACGGGAGACCCUGAAGAGCUUUCUUCCUCAACAAAAGAAGCCUCACAAAACGCAUCUCCUGACGGCAAAGAAGAGAGUGACCCGAAGGACGACGAGAAGAAAGAAACGACUGACGCUCCAGCUGCCACAACAGAGGAGAAAAAAGAAAAAGAGGAGAGUAAAGAGGAGACAAAACACACAUCUAAGCAUGACACUGAUGUCAAAGAGGAGAAAUCGGAAGGAGAGAAGGCAGGGGAGGAGAAAGAAAAACGGGAGGAAACAGCGGCAGCCACAGAAGCAAUAGAUGUCAAAGAUAAGGCCGAGGUGGCGGAUUUGAAGAAAGAAGAAGUCAAAGGUGAAAAGGAUGUUGUGAAAGACGUCAAAGCAGCGAAGGAGGAGGCUCCUAAGGGUAACGGGAAGCCUCCGGUUGAGCGACCUCGCUUCAUGUUCAACAUCGCAGAUGGCGGCUUCACUGAGCUGCACACACUCUGGCAGAACGAGGAGCGGGCUGCCAUCUCCUCGGGGAAGAUGAACGAGAUCUGGCACCGCCGACACGACUUCUGGCUGCUGGCGGGAAUCGUGAUUCACGGCUACGCUCGAUGGCAGGACAUUCAGAAUGAUCCCCAGUUCGCCAUCGUCAACGAGCCUUUCAAGUCGCAGGCGAAUAAAGGCAACUUCCUGGAGAUGAAGAACAAGUUCCUGGCUCGACGCUUUAAGCUGUUGGAGCAGGCGCUGGUCAUAGAGGAGCAGUUGCGGCGGGCAGCUUACCUAAACAUGACCCAGGACCCGAGCCACCCGGCCAUGGCGCUCAACGCUCGCUUUGCAGAGGUGGAGUGUCUGGCAGAGUCGCACCAGCACCUCAGCAAGGAGUCUCUGGCAGGCAACAAGCCAGCCAACGCUGUCCUGCACAAAGUGUUGAACCAGCUGGAGGAGCUGCUGAGCGACAUGAAGGCCGACGUAACUCGGCUACCGGCCACACUGUCCAGAGUCCCACCCAUUGCCGCCCGGCUGCAAAUGUCCGAGAGGAGCAUCCUCAGCCGACUGGCCAGCAAGGGCACGGAAACGCACACGCCCCCGCCCAUACCUCCAGGACCCUACGCCACCCCUCAGAACUACGGAGCCCCCUUCACCCCCGCCCCCCCGAGCGCCCUACACCUAGGAGGGGCCAACUACAGUCAGAUGCCGCCCGGAUCCUUCAUAUCAGAAGCCGCCGCCGCUGCUGGGGCCACCGGGGGAGCUGCAGGUGGAGCCACCGGAGGGCCAACCGCCGCCGGUGUUUGCCAGAAGACCAAGGAGCACGAUGUGGUGCAGCGGCAGCGAGUGGUGGACCUGUGGAAGGAUGGUAAGUCAGAGGGGGCCAUUGGGCAGGAGCUGAGGAUGCCCAAGUCCACGGUGCACAGCAUCAUCGUCAAGUACCGGCUCAGCAACACGGUGGAGAACCUGCCGCGCAACGGGCGACCAAAGAAACCCUGAGGGAGAAGGAAACUCAGGAGGGGAUUGAAGAGAGGACAAAAAAAAUCCUGGAAUGUAACAAAAAAUGGAGACUGAAAAAAAAGGACAGUGCAAUCUUAAAAAGAGACGAAAACCUGAAUGCAUGUGAAGGACUCCAAAAAGGACUCAAGGACGGAGCACUUUGACACUGCUGGAAUGUGAGGAAUAAAAAGGGAGAGGAAAAGCUCAGUGGAAGCGUCGAAUAAGGAUGGGAGGCAGCAGAAAAGGAGAGGACAUGAAAUGUGAAACGGAAAAUAGAGGCGGCACUUUGAUCCACAAAAGAAAGAAAGCAAUCAACCGCUGAAAGAGCGGGUCCAAAAUAAGAAGGGAGAGGUGAAAAGCUGGGCCUGAGAUCAAGCGGUAAUGAUGCUUGGGAGUUGGGAUGAGGCAGAGACAAAAGAGAGAUUACUUAUGUGAAAAAGGUGCUACUGAAAAAACCCUCCAAAAAUCUGACUGAAAGUCUGGACUGAAGACAAAUGGAAAAAGACAGUAUGUUAAUGCAAUCAGGUUUUUAGGAUUUCAGAUAUGAAGGCUGAAUCGAAGAAAAAAAUGCAACAAAGGAGGAGUUUUUUUUUUUAUAUACCUCCUUAUACAGAUUUCAUAAGACUUCUUUUUCUGUUUCUCCCUCCGAGACGAAAAAGAUUUCCCCCCAGAUCAAUCCUUCAUCCGCCGGCUGACUGAACAAGCCUGUCCCCUCAGUCUGACCCUGUACUCCCUCAUUCCUCCACAGUCCUCCACUCCUCCGUAUCUCUUUGUCAGUCUCGCACACACACACUUAUACACACCGUGGACCUCACACACAACCUGAAAACCUGCAAAGAACUUAAUUUAUCUGCUGAGUACGGGCAAAUGAAACUUAAAAUAGAGUGGGACAAGCUGGACCCAGAUUAUUUUGCAAAAAAUAAAAAUUAAAAAAAAGGAAAGAAAGAAAAAGAUGGAAAAAAAGAGUUUUCUAAGUAUAAAGCUCUGCUUCCCAUGGACUCUCUUGCCCUAGCAUUCCUGAGUCCAACCAAGCAUAGAAGCAAGAACCAGAGAUAUAUAUAAAAAAAGAAACGUGAGAAACUGCCUUUGUCCAACGGUCAGUAGCAACAUUGCUGGAACCCAAUCUGAUGGACUGCUAUUGAGACAUGUACUGUAUUACAAAGCAUAUUUACUAUUGCACCUUUUUUGUGGGUGGGGUGGGGGGUCACUUAAAGGGGAAUAUCACUCUAAUGAAGUAUUUACAUUUCCUGUUUUUAAGCCUCAUCGCAGCAAUGAUCAGGAUUUAUGAGCAGCUCUUCCCCAAAGAUUUAGACUGCGAUCUGUCACCGAAAGAAACCGAGAGACUCGCUUUGAAGCCCGAAGAAACUUUUUUUUUUUUUUGUUCUUCGAGCUUCUUUAUUGUGACAGCGUGAUUGAUUCCACGGCGGAAAAUGUCCCCUGAUCCCUGAGAAAAUAAAACACUCUGGACUGUGUCAUCGUUUUUCCAGCUCGGUGUGUGUGCAGUCGAGCUGUACAUCAGUGCGACAUCCCAGCCAGGAGGAACUCUUCAGCUUCUUUUGUGGAAGGAAGAAAAAUGAAUUAUCAAUUGCAGUCCAAACUCUUGCGGGAUUCUGAGUAUUUUUAAGCUACAACUUGAGUGGUAUUUCCCUUUAAGUUUAAAGGACUUAAAGACCACAGAAGUGUAGUAGCGGUGUGGCCUGCAAUGAGAAUAUGCUGUGUGUGUGUGAAUGUGUUUUUGUGCAUGGUAGUGCUGUCAUUUUUAUCAAAGCUAGUUAAAACUUUCAAUAUUGGUGUCAGUGUGAUACCAGAGAUUCCAAAACAACACUUUUUGGAUACUUUGCUUGCAGGAAAAUGUUUUUCUACAACACGUUUUUUUUCUAUUUCACAAAAUAGACUAAACUUCUCACAUACUUCAGGAUGAACACAAAGCGUUUUGUCUAAAUAAAAUGUUCUAAAAUUAGCAAAAUUAAAUCUUAAAUCUGCACUUAUUGUUAUUUUUAUAUUAACAUUGGAUACAGUGUUUAUGCUUAAUGUGAAAGGUGUAGCCUGUGGUGACAAAGCUGCAGAAAUGAUCACCAAACUCUGCACUUCCUGUUACAUUGAGGGUUUUACGGUCUUUUAGCUCUUUGUGUUGAUUUUACAGCCUGCAACUUUAUUUUAUUUUUACUGCAUGAUUUCAAGCUGCAGGCAGCUUUCUCUGGCAGCUGGUGAAGAUGGUGGAGCACCAAAAUGGAGCAAAGAAAAUUACGCGUUUUACUCUCUUGCUGCUGUCUGCUGGAUAUGUAAAUACGCAGCUAGCAUGGUAGACUAUCAGCGUUUUAAAGCUAUUAUUUGUCAGUGUUGGGUUGUGCUCAAAAUCAAUGAAGGUUUAAUCCCAAAGUCAGCAUUUUUUCAUUCAGUAUUCAUCACCUAACAGUUUCCUAUCCUCACAUUUCAUGCAGUAUUCCCAAAUGCAUGCACGCCCACACAGAAGAGCACAGACCUGAAUACAAAUCUCUUAACACUGAAAUCCUUAAUCAAUGAUUUUUGACUCCAGCUGAAACAUUUCCAACUUUUUCGGCCGAUUGUGAAACUCUUUCAGCUCAAGGAUUUAUGAAACUCUUUUCUCCGCUGCACCGGCCCAACAAGCCUGGGCUUUCUUAUUUCCUGAAAAGUUGACAGGACAGAGACACAGAGUUGUUCUUCAUGAAAGGUUCUGGCAUAAACGCACUCACGCGAAGCUUUUGAAAUGCUGCACUCCUUGCCAAGAUGGCAGCAUUCGCUUCUGUCGGAUAGUAGGCAGGACCUACAGGGGAGAGACGCAGACUGACAUGUUGGCCAGGAAUGUUUUUUAUUGCCUUUUUGGACUUCAGGAGCUCCGUCCAGCAGUCCAGAGUCGGAGGCCUCGGGAGAAGAAUAAAACAUGUGAAGCUUAAGAAUUCUCACGUGUCCUUUUGUGAGCUUUUAGGUUUAUCAUAUUUUUUACUGUAACUACAAAUAUCACUGCCAACCUAAUUUGGGACAGGAAAACGUUUAUUUAACAAUGUCUGCUGCUACUGUAAAGCUUCAGGCACACUAGUGUGAGCGAGAGAGUAUGAAAAGAGGGGAAAGAAGAGGAGGAGGAGGAGUUUGGAUGGACAGAGGUGAAGUAUUACAGAGUGACUUUGGCAGCAGAGAGAACAGAAAGAAUCUGUUAUCUGGUGUAAUACAAGUGCUUCCUUGAAUUCUUUCUUCUGUUUUAACUUCAUGGCUUCUUUACCUUAUAUGCCUUUUCGGUAGAGCCCAGCUGAUACUGUGGUUUUGCGAGGCCAAAACUUGUAUUUAAAGUCCUUUAUUUUUGGAUUCCAGUCCCAGCUGACUUGCCAAUACUUACUGGCAGUUACUACAGUGAACUGCAGCUAAUGGAUCUGUUUACAGUGCAGCCAAACAAACCCACAUUUUAACCAAGAACUUGGUCGGUAAUAAAGCUGAUCCGCUCCCAGGCAGACGGUGUGGAAAUGACUGUUUUGCUUUGUGAGACACUUUUUGAUGAACAUUUUGCAGUUUGUGCUAAACUCAGUGAGAAGUACAUUUCGUUUGACUGCUUCACAAUAAAAGCUGCACCAUAUUUCACCAGUCGAAAUGGUUUUUAAUGUGAAAGGGCACCAGCUGGCUAUGUUGGGUUGUAGUUGGGAUGAGGAGAGUUGGCAGUGAGUUGGAAGUUCUCAAGUAGAUAAGACAAAUGUUUUUAAUUUUUACUUGUAAAUUCCUGAUGCUUAAAUUAAAUCCAGUGCUGUAAUGGCUAAUUAAAUACAUUGAGUUACUAAACAAAUCAAAUGGUAGCAAAAGCAGGGUUUGUUGUAUCAAAAUCUAAAGGAUUUUGACUUUAAGUGACCAAAAAAAUGUAAUUUUAUCAUUCAAAUAAAUGCAUAAGAGGCAUUUCUGAAAUGCAUUCCUCUGCUUUGUUUUUUAAAAACUUGAAGAAGAAACUUGUCAGCACAUUUUGCUUGAUAAAUUAUCUUGGGCAUUUCUGUGUCUUUGGUGAAAUAUCAAUUUUUUUUCCCCUUCAAGACUAUUUUUCUUGGUCUCUCUGUUGCGUGUCGCUGUCUUGUGCUUUUGUUACCGCCCUCAAUUUCUCUUGCUCUUUCACCCAGUCUUUACCUCGAUUUGUUUUGCUUCUUAUCAGAUUUUUUUCUGC
Messenger RNA from Acanthochromis polyacanthus (spiny chromis), 11073 nucleotides. It is a transcript of the gene chd3, whose product is annotated as chromodomain helicase DNA binding protein 3. Gene Ontology annotation, cellular component: NuRD complex; chromatin; nucleus. Bases 540 to 6917 code for a protein of 2125 amino acids. Gene Ontology annotation, molecular function: ATP binding; chromatin binding; ATP hydrolysis activity. The record is from RefSeq and is a predicted model, not a curated record. NCBI's taxonomy places the organism in Eukaryota, Metazoa, Chordata, Actinopteri, Pomacentridae. Gene Ontology annotation, biological process: negative regulation of transcription by RNA polymerase II; chromatin remodeling. The transcript has 40 exons.